Molecule: messenger RNA, 864 nt
Organism: Beta vulgaris subsp. vulgaris (sugar beet)
Lineage: Eukaryota; Viridiplantae; Streptophyta; Magnoliopsida; Caryophyllales; Amaranthaceae
Product: guanine nucleotide-binding protein subunit gamma 3
Exons: 5
Coding region: 237-761 (174 amino acids)
Source: RefSeq, a predicted model, not a curated record
CCCCUCUCUGAAAAACUCACGUGCCUGCCACCUGCAGUAUUCAGUCCUUUGCUCUGUUUCUCUUCUUCAAUUUCUCCACUGUAUUCCUGCCACAUUGUCAAUGCAGCAUGUACGACGUCGUUUUCAUCUAUGUAGUUGGUAGUUAUAGGCUGAUUUUAGUAAUACUGCUAGAAAAGAUGUUGACAAGUUUAAAAAGAGUAAAAGAGUGAAAAGUUUCUCUCUUAAAAGUAACAAAAAUGGCGGAACAGCCUAUGCCAAAGUCACCUCCCGGUUACAUUGACUUGUAUGCUAAACGUCGUCAUCAGGCUAAACUUCAGGUUUUAGAAAGAGAAAUUGAUUUCCUUCAGGAGGAGUUGAAGUCACUUGAGAAAGUUCAACCUACUUCUAGGUGCUGCGAAGAGAUUAAUGACUUUGUAGCAGCAAAACCAGAUCCCUUUGUUGCAGAAUAUCAGAAGUCUAACUCUAACCAGUCAGGUUGUUCGUGUUCAUGGAGGAGAAUCAGGAAAAAUUUGUGUUUUGAAUCGUCGUGGAAUUGCUGUUUCAGUGGAUGCUGUCGAUCAGAUAAGGAACAUCAACAGCAAGCUCGGAAAAAGCACUGUUGUCUGAGAGAGAACUGUUGUCCUAAAUGUUGUUGUGGUUUUAAAGGUUGUUCAUGUUUUUCUCAGAAAUGCUGCUUACUGAAGCUGUGCUCUAGUAAUUGCUGUAAGGCAAAGCUUUGCUCCAAUUGUGUUCUAGAUUGUUGUUGUUCUUGUUGCCAAUAACAACGGACCUUUAUUUUUAUUAAGUUAGAUCUUUUAGGGGUUUUAUUAUAUGUAUCCAUCGUACAAUAAAUCCUGCAAAGGAGCAGUUAUACUUUUGAUUAUA